AUGGAAAACUAUAUGUUUAAGUUUAAGUUGGAGCAACCAGAGUCUACCAAAGAAAAUGAUAACAAGAAGUGUGUAUUCAAUGAUGAGGAAAUUGAAAUAAUAAAUGAUAACCCAAGAGAUCACGUUUCGGUUGAUUAUGGCUUAAAUAUUUUGUUCGAAGUGAUUGAAAAUGAAAAUAAUUAUAUUAGUAGUAUUAGUAGUAGUAGUAGUGGUAGUAGUAGUAAACUCUUGACUGUAAUACUACAGAAAGAGAUGAUGAAUAUUUGGAUAAGGUAUUCGAAUUGGAGUUGUGCUUUGAUGGUGAUAUAUGUAGUCGAAAUAUCAAUCGCCAAAUGGAAAUCAACAAACAUCAGAUUGGAAAUCAACAACAUUAAGAAUAUACUAGAUGAUAUUAUGAACCAAAAAUGUGAUGAUAUUAAGAACAUAACAUUCAACGAUAAUUUAAUCGCUUUUUUGGAAAUACAUUCACAAAACAAACUAACACAUCCAGUCAUAUUUCAGAAAGUAGUUGAAGAAGACUAUAGGAGAUUUAAAAGAGAAGAAGAGAGAAUUAAACAAAUGAAAAGGAAGAUACAGCAAGAUAGGAAACAAGAUAAGCAACAAGACAAGAAACAAGAUAAACAGCAAGAUAAGAAACAAGAUAAGAAGAUACAACAUAAGAAGCAAAACAAGAAACAAGAUAAACAACAAAACAAGAAACAAGAUAAGAAACAAGACAAGAAACAAGAUAAGAAGAUACAAUAUAAGAAGCAAAACAAGAAACAAAAAAAUAAAACAAAAUAUUUAUUCUUUUAUUGUGAACUCUGUUCAUCUUUUAAUCUAUCCAUAUUUGCUGAACUUGUUGUUCCUGAUAUGCUUUAA
Heterostelium album PN500 is the source of this 861-nucleotide messenger RNA. RefSeq lists its product as uncharacterized. The transcript has 3 exons. The coding region runs from base 1 to 861 and encodes 286 amino acids. NCBI's taxonomy places the organism in Eukaryota, Evosea, Eumycetozoa, Acytosteliales, Acytosteliaceae. The record is from RefSeq and is a predicted model, not a curated record.